This is a messenger RNA of Fraxinus pennsylvanica, 489 nucleotides long. NCBI's taxonomy places the organism in Eukaryota, Viridiplantae, Streptophyta, Magnoliopsida, Lamiales, Oleaceae. The record is from the annotation of a GenBank genome assembly.
AUGGUGGGCGUCGAAUCCCCAGCACAGUUACCACUAACCUUCAAUCUUGCUCAAGCUAGAUCAUCUGCAAGUAGCAUCAUUAUCAGUAGGCCAAUUAGUUGCUCCAAUCGCAACAAGAAUCUGAAUCACGAGUUUUACCGUUUCACGUUAAAGCCUCAUUAUGCAUCAAUUUUCACUUCGGUUCGGAGGCAAAAUCCUAAUCCCGCUCCAUUUACAGCUUUUGUUAGUAAUACGUCUUUCGACACCCCGCAACAACCUCCCGACUCUAAACCAAAUCUGGCGAGAUGGUGGCUAGCUACUGUUUUUGCUCUCACUUUAGGAACUACUGGAAUUAGUGUUACAAUCAUUUUUCUUGGUCGUGAAUUUUUUAAUGCCAUUGCAAACAAGGACCAAGAACAGUUCACUACACAGUUGUUGUUCUACCUAGCUGUUUUCGCUGGUGGAAUUCCUGUGAGCACAUUGCUCCGCUUUCUUAGGUAUUUGUUCUGA